This is a messenger RNA of Centropristis striata (black sea bass), 2116 nucleotides long. RefSeq names its product cerebellar degeneration-related protein 2-like (gene cdr2l). NCBI's taxonomy places the organism in Eukaryota, Metazoa, Chordata, Actinopteri, Perciformes, Serranidae. The record is from RefSeq and is a predicted model, not a curated record. The transcript is spliced from 5 exons. The coding region runs from base 28 to 1488 and encodes 486 amino acids.
AGAAGAGGAAGAAGUUGAUCAGCAUCGAUGCUCCGUGCAGGCAGGAUGGAGGAGUUUGUGACGGAGGAAGAGGAGCCGUGGUACGACCAGCGGGACCUGGAGCAAGACCUGCACUUGGCAGCCGAGCUUGGCAAGACUCUCCUGGAGCGCAACAAGGAGCUGGAGGACUCCCUGCAGCAGAUGUACAUCAACAAUGAGGAGCAAGUGCAGGAGAUAGAGCACCUGUCCAAGCAGCUGGAGAUGUUGAGGGAGAUGAACGAGCAGCACGCUAAGGUGUACGAGCAGCUGGACGUGACGGCCAGAGAGCUGGAGAUCACCAACGAGAAGCUGGUGCUGGAGAGCAAGGCGUCACACCAGAAGAUAGACAGGUUGACGGGCACCAUGGAGACGCUGCAGGGUCAGGUGGACAGCCUGACAGCUCGGGUGGAGGAGCUGCGCACUCUGGAGGAGCUGAGGGUCCGCAGGGAGAAGAAGGAGCGGCGCAAGACGGUUCACUCCUUCCCCUGCCUCAAAGAGCUCUGCACCGCUCCAAGGUACGAGGACGGCUUCCUGCUGGCCAACCCCGGCAGCGUGGACCUGGCUGAGAAACGUCCAGCGGAUGAGGAGAACGAGCGGCUGAAGGACAUCGUCUCGUCCCUGCGCUCGGCGGUGGCUUUAGAGCGCUCCGAGAGGGAGGGCGCCGAGCGGGAGUGUGCCACCGUGCUGCAGGAGUUUGAGCGUCUGGAGCAGCGUCUCCUCGGAGCGGAGGGCUGCCAGCUGCGGGUCCAGGAGCUGGAGGCGGAGCUCCAGGAGAUGCAGCAGCUCAGGAAGUCCAGGGUGUGUCUGAUCGGGGGCAUGGAGGACGGCCUGGAGACGCUGCUCAGAAACGGGCCCGAGACGGACACCCCGGAGGACGCCAUGGGGCUGGAGGACGGAGGCGAAGGAGGUGUCGGAGAGGAAGGAGGUGCGGGGCAGCAGGGAGGCCCGGUGAGGAAAAGCUGCAGCGACACGGCUCUGAACGCCAUCUCGGCCCGAGACGCCUCAGGCCGGCGCCAAGGCAGCUACGCCCUCCAUGCUAACGGCGUGCGCAAACGCGGCAUGUCCAUCCUGCGGGAGGUGGACGAGCAGUACCACGCCCUGCUGGAGAAGUACGAGGAGCUGCUGGGGAAGUGCCGCCGCCACGAGGAGAGCCUGUGCCACGCCGGGGUGCAGACCUCGCGGCCCGUCUCCAGAGACCCCUCCAUGAAGGAGUACAGCAUGGUCUGCGCGGGGCCGUCCACCUCAGAGGCGUCUGCUGCCGCCGCCGCCGCCGCCGCCCCUCCCACGCCCCCUCAAACUCCCUCCACCCCGGAGGCCCUGGAGGGGAUCAGCAGGCAGGUGGAGCAGGUGGACAAACGGCUCAGCCAGAACACGCCGGAGUACAAGGCGCUGUUCAAAGAGAUCUUCUCCCGCCUGCAGAAAACCAAGAGUGACAUGAACUCCACCAAGAGCAGAAAGAGCCACAAAUGAGCCGCUGAUGCUACAGGAAACAGUGACUGCACAAGAUUUAACUUACCUCGCUGUUUUUUGAAGAGUCCUCGUCCUCUUAGAUGAGGGAUUAAUUACAAGGCUGAUUAAUUACAAACUGCCAAUUGUUUUAUUUCGCUACAUGGUGGAAGAUGGUUGAUGUGGAUGAAAUGCCUUUUCCAUAACGGACAAUUAAUCAGAAUGAAGAGUUUUGUUGAACCUGGUCUCACAGGAAUCUGUGGAAUAGCCACGGAUUUGCUUAACUCAAAAUCCGUGGAAUAGCCACGGAAUCACUCAAAUUUCCGUGAAACUGACACGGAUUUCGCUACAAUGCAAGUUAAUGACAGUCAUAUCCCGUGGCUAUUCCAUGGAUAUUUGUUCCUAUUGGUUUGUUCCAGGUCACGUGACUUUCAAGGUCCCGGCGGUCAGAACAAAAAACAUGGCGGACAGUUCUCUCAUUUUUAGUGAAAAAAAUCAAUAUUUUGACUUAGUUUCUGCAUAAAAAUGGAUUUUGAUCACAUUUCUAGCGAGAAAUAUAUGUUUUAUUUUCUAAAUAUUCACUCAGUGAAUGUACAUAAUCACUUUGUAUGUUGGAAUAGCCACGGGAUAUGACUGGCAUUAACUUGCAUUG